This is a messenger RNA of Cygnus olor (mute swan), 3119 nucleotides long. RefSeq names its product NEDD4 binding protein 1 (gene N4BP1). The transcript has 7 exons. The record is from RefSeq and is a predicted model, not a curated record. Lineage: Eukaryota; Metazoa; Chordata; Aves; Anseriformes; Anatidae. Gene Ontology annotation, biological process: negative regulation of proteasomal ubiquitin-dependent protein catabolic process; negative regulation of protein ubiquitination. The coding region runs from base 126 to 2930 and encodes 934 amino acids. Gene Ontology annotation, cellular component: nucleus; PML body.
UUGCUGCUGCCGUCGCGGGAUGAUGACGCGCGGCCGCGGUGCGCCCGCCCGGGGAUUCCCCGUGUUGUUGUCCCGCGGCCCGGCGGGAUGCGAGGCCGGAGCGCGGCGCGGCGCGGCUGGCGCUGAUGGCGACUCGCUGCGGGGCGGGCCGCGGCUCCCGGCCAGGGCUGGGGCCGGGGCCGGACGAGUUCACCGUCCCGGCGGAGAAAAGCCGCUUGCUGGAGGGGAGCCGGGGCCGAAUCGAGGGCUUGUUCGAGGUGCGGCUGGCCGUGCUGGGGGCGCAGGAGGACUGGCGGGCCUCCCUCCCUCCGCCGGGCCGGCCGCCGGCCGCUGCCAGGAUCUGGGUGCAGCUGGCGGGCGGCGGCAAGGCGGUGCGCUGCGCCAAGGAGUAUAUUAAGGGACUGUGUGAACCUGAACUCGAAGAAAAGCAGUACUACCCAAAGGACAUGCACUGCAUUUUUGUUGGCGCACAGAGUGUGUUUCUCAACAGUCUUAUUCAGGAUACCUGUGCUGAUAUAACAGUGAUGGAAAUAGGACUGCUUAUUAUUAAAGGGGGUGCAGAGGCUGUUGUUAUGGCUCAAAGUCAUGUUCAGCAGUUUGUGAACCUUUUCGAGAAUAAUGAAAGCUUACCAAGUGACAAUGAAUCAGAGAUUAAAAAGCAAUUUAGACAAUUUGUGGAAGCACAUGCAGAUAAAUAUACAAUGGAUUUGCUAAUUUUGCCUAGCUCACUAAAAAGAGAACUCCUAAGUCUCACGCAAACUGAAUGUUGUGAGGCAGAGAGCAGUAUCAUAGAUCUUACAGGUUCUGAGAGUCCAACAGAGUUUUUACAGGACAAAGCUUCCAAAGUAAUUGUUACAAACAGAGAUGGAAGAACAGGUGGUGAGGAAGCAAGAAACAAUGCUGGGACACCUGUAACUGAACUUACAAAACAAAUGGACACGGUGUUUUCUGAUGCUCCUGAGACAAGUUUUGUUCCCAUAAAUGUUGUGCCUUCGUUAGAGGCAGUGGUGCCUAAAGAAAGGCAGUCAUGUAAAAGAAGAUCCUCUGAUGCUGAGGAAAGGCUCCCUAAAAAGCAAUUCUCUUUGGAAAAUGACCAGGAAAUGAAAUCCACUUCCCACAGUGAUCCUUCUGAGAAGGAUGCAGUUAUUGAUUUGCUUUCAGGUAGCUGUGGUGAAUUAGAUGAUCCCAAUUACUUUAUUAAAGAAGAUGAUGAUAUCAGUGAGGAAAUGGAAUAUAAGAUUCUUGUGAACUUUUUCAGAACAAUGGGCUAUUCCCAGAGUAUUGUAGAAAAGGUUAUUGGCAUUCUAGGACAAUCUGUGGAACCAUUAACGUUGCUAGAAGAAAUUGAAAAGGAAAACUUAAAAUUUCAAAAAGAACAUGAACUAUCAUCUCAAAAACCCAGAACUAUAAAUCCUCCUUUAGGAAGUAAUGCAAAUAAUUCACAAAAACUAGAAGACAAAGGCAUUUCUAGCAGUAAAAAUCUACUUAAAUCUGGUCAUGCUUCAAAGGAGACAAAAAAUGAACAUCAUAAUAUAAGAGAUGUGCCAAGCACACAAGCUGAUGGAGAAGAUAAAAUGCAUACAGUGAUAUGCAAACCUGUUUCUCCUUCUGGUAAGAGUUCAACUCUAUGCUGUAAGCAAAGAGAUACUUACUGCUCUGGUAAGAAUCACAGUUCAACAUCAAGUGAUACAGAAACUGAUGGUGUUAUAACUUUCAGCCCUAUACAGUCAGGAGUUCCAAAAGAUGUUGAUUUUGUAGCCAGAGGGAGCUCAGAUAUGCAACGUAUCUCAGCUAAGACUAAAACUGCAGCUCAGCAAAAAUCUGCAGGGCUCUCAGCUGUACAGAAUCUUCAUCCUGUUGCUGAGGACCAGUUAGGACACAGCAGCUCUUCUCAAGUGAGAUCGCGCAACCAACACCCUUUCCAAACAUCAGAUUUUGAAAAAUUUACUACAGCCCAUGUAAAAAUACAUCCUUCAAGUCCUGAUAGAGAGACAGUGGGACCAUACAGACGUCAUAUUGAUCCUUCAGUUACCGGGGUUCAAAGAUUCCUGGAAUCUCUCAAAAAGCCAUACAGGCUGGAGUUGAAAAACGAACCUGGGAAUCCGUAUUUAAAACAUAUCAUUAUUGAUGGGAGCAACGUUGCAAUGUCUCAUGGUUUAAAGAAAUUCUUCUCCUGUCGAGGAAUUGCAAUAGCUGUUGACUACUUCUGGAAACGUGGCCACAGAAAUAUUACUGUAUUUGUUCCACAGUGGAGAACAAGACGCGAUCCUUCCAUUACAGAACAGGAUUUCUUAACGCAGCUCCAGGAUGUUGGAAUAUUGUCUUUAACCCCUGCAAGGAUGGUUUUGGGAGCAAGGAUUGCUGCUCAUGAUGACAGAUUUUUAUUACAUCUUGCUGAUAAAACUGGAGGUGUCAUUGUGACUAAUGAUAACUUCAGAGAAUUUGUGACAGAAUCAUUUGCCUGGAGAGAAAUUAUUCAGAAAAGGUUGCUCCAGUACACUUUUGCGGGGGACAUAUUUAUGGUUCCUGAUGAUCCUUUGGGAAGAAACGGACCUAGAUUAGAUGACUUCCUUCAAAGUGAAGGCUGUUCCAGAGAUUUUCUGUCAGGACAAAAAGCUUUACAGAACAGUGGACAAUAUUCUUCUGAGACACCUGUCUUCAUGCAAGUCCCCAAACCAACCAGUAGCAGUCGACAGCCUAAAAACCGAGUACACGGUGAUUGUUCAGCAACGUGGCUUCCGCUGGAAACAAACAUGAAGGCUUGUCUAGCAAUUCCACCCCAGAGAUCUGCCUCAGAAACAGUACAGCUAAGAGAAGCCCUGAGAAAAAUAUUUCCUGAUUAUGAGCAGAGACAAAAGAUUGAUCAAAUACUAGCUGAUCACCCAUUCAUGAGAGAUCUUAAUGCACUGUCUGCCAUGGUGCUUGACUGAAUACCAUGCAGGGUUUUUAUAUCACAACUGAUCUGAUUAACAAUGAAUGUCAAUGUGAAGAAAAAUGUUGCUCUAUUACUUUGUGAAUAUUCAGAACCUAAUUUUAUUUGUAUAAACAAAGGUAUUUUGUGUAUGUUCUGUUGCUAAUAGAUGCCAGUUUUUGGUAAAUUAAAAACUGCUGCUACUACA